Molecule: messenger RNA, 2298 nt
Organism: Closterium sp. Naga37s-1
Lineage: Eukaryota; Viridiplantae; Streptophyta; Zygnematophyceae; Desmidiales; Closteriaceae
Source: the annotation of a GenBank genome assembly
AUGAGCUGUUUCUGCUUCGGCGGCGGCAACACACGGGACCCUUCCCCACCGCCACCGCAAAACAAUCCGACAGUCGCGAGAACGCUGAGCGACGCCAAGAAUCCCACCGCGGUUAGUAGAGCAGCGAGCGACGCGAAGGGCCCGAGAGCGCUGAAGCGACAUAUUUCCAACACCGCAGCAGACCCUACUGGGAUCACCACCGACACCGCCACAUUGCCAGAUCCUCCGCGAGGAGCCGGCGCCUCGGUUGCUGCUACUAACGCGUUCACCGCGCAUCGUCUCCCAAGCCCUGCUGCUCCGCUGCCCGCCCCUAAGGCCGCCACGUCAUCAGCUACCGCCACGUCAGCAGGUCCUGUCCAGGUAGGCGCUGACGCCCCGAGCCCGCGCGGAGUGGCGGCGGGCGGAAGCUUCCAGAGUCCGCGCGGGCGGAAGAAGCCGUCCGCCGCGCAGCCGUUGCGCACCCCCAGCGCAUUGGCGCGCCUCCCCCUCCCUGCAUCUUCCGCCGCCGCGUCCUUCGCCGCAUCCGCCCCUUCCGCCGCUUCCGCCUCUUCCGCCUCCUCCGCGUCCUCUAUCUCCGUCGGCGCAUCCUCCAUCUCCCCCUCCACCCGUUCUGCCUCCCCCUCCGCCGCUUCCGCCUCCCCCGCCGCGCAUUCCCCCGGCGCCAGCCAACCCGCGGAGAACUCCAGAAAUUCUUCUCCGGAAACCGCCGGCGCUGCUCCGCCCGCGCAGGUGGCGCAGCUCGGUUCCGCCGCUGCCUCUCCCGCUGCUACGCCCUCCGCUGUCGGUGCUGGCGGCGUCCCCAGCGCCUCCGGCGCUCCGCCGGCUGCGGGAAUUGCGGCAGCGGCGGUGCCCCUUCCGCUGCCAGCGAGCGGCGAAAUCGCCGCGCGCGCAGCUGCCGCGUCCAGCGCGCAACCCGCGAGCCCGGCGUGUGGCGCGGGCGCAGGGGGGGCGGGGGGCGUGGGGGGCGCGGGGGGCGCGGGGGGCGCGGGGGGCGCGGGGGAUGCGCGAGCUGUGAUUCCGCCUUUCCCCAGCGCCGCCCCCUUGGGGGCGAGCGAGCGGGGAGUAGGGGGAGGAGGGGAGAGAAAUGUGCAGCAGAUGGCAGGGGGGUUUGCGGAAGAGGGUAGAAUCGGCGAGGGCGGGUUCGGCGUGGUGUACAAGGGGAAUUUACCCACGAAAAGCGGGCGCAAGAUUCCCGUGGCGGUGAAAGUGCUGAAUGCGGAGGGGCAGCAGGGCGAGAGAGAAUGGUUGACUGAAGUGAGCGUGUUGACCCAUCUCUCCCACCCCAACCUCAUCUCUCUCGUGGGUUACUGCGCGCACCACCACCACCGCAUGCUCGUCUACCCCUACCUGCCCAACGGCUCCCUCGAGCGAAAACUUUUCGGGCUGCCCGCCAAGGAAACGCUGCUGACGUGGCAGCAGCGGAUUGGCAUUGCGGUCGGGGCGGCCAAGGGCCUAGCGUAUCUGCACGAGGAGAUGGACAGACCGAUCAUCUACCGUGAUUUCAAAACGUCCAACAUCCUUUUAACCAAGGACUGGCAGGCGAAGCUCUCUGACUUUGGGCUCGCAAGAAGCGGGCCCGAGGGGGACAACACACACGUGUCCACUCGGGUGGUGGGCACGGUGGGCUAUGCCGCCCCCGAGUACGUGCUGACUGGGCAUCUGACGGUGAAGAGUGAUGUGUACAGCUUCGGAGUGGUGCUUCUGGAGCUGAUGACUGGCCGGCUGGCACUAGACAAGUCAAGACCGAAGGAGGAGCAGUCACUGGCAGAGUGGGCGGCUCCCUUUCUCGCCUCCCCCUCCAAGCUCUAUCGAAUCAUGGAUCCUGCUCUCUCGGGCCGCUACAGCGUGAAGGGCGCUCAGACGGCGGCGGCUGUAGCAAGAGACUGCCUCACCCGCAAGGCCAAGCAGCGGCCGCGCAUGUCCGAGGUGGUAACCGCGUUACAGCCGGUGCUGGAGCUCUUUGAUAUGGCGGGUUUUGAUUCCUCCGGUGCUGGUGUGGCCGGCGGACUAGGAGGGGCAGGAGGGGGAGUAGGGGGAGUAGGAGGUAUAGGGGGAGGGAGUGGAGCAGGGGGAGCAUUGCUGACAAGGUCGUCUAGUGAGAAUAACACGAGUACGACCAAGGGAGGGAGUGCAAGCGGUGUAGGAGCAGGAGGGGGGAUGGGUAGUGGGAGGAGGUGGCAGAAGGUAGGGGCUGGUCAGGGCUCGCUAGCUCAGAAGCAAUUGUCGCUUAGGGAGGAGAGGAGGCAGCUGUCUAUAAGGGAGGAGACACAGCAGGACAGGACUGUUGAGGAUGGUUGA